CCUCACCUUGGCCUGUAAUCUACAUAGGACAGUGGCCUGGUCACAGGGGCCCGCUGUGGGGAGGUUGGGAAGUUAAAGAACACUCUGGCCUCCUCCAUCAUGUCGGCCAAGAGGGUGGAACUGAAGAAAUCAAGCCUGGCCCCUCAGCAAGGAGAGGGCUGCCUGGUGACUGGGCAGAGCAAGAACUACAAGGCCGUGUGCCUGGAAUUGAAGCCCGAGCCGAUCAAAGUAAGAAGCUUUUUUGAGGCCGUGCCGGCAGCCAGGCCUGAGACCCGUGGGGAGGUGACUUGGAGUCAGGGGUCAUUCGCUGUUGCUGGCACCCAAGACCUGUCCCAGAUAUAUGACUACAAAGGACUUAAACAAGAAGGGCUGUUUACCAAGCCAGGAGGGACACAGGAGCUAAGGAAUAAACUCAGGGAGGUGAGAGAAGAGCUCAAGGAAAAAAUGGUUGAGAUCAAACAGAUAAAGGGCCUACUGGAUAAGGAUUUUGAUAAACUCCAGGAAUUUGUGGAGAUUAUGAAGGAAAUGCAGAAGGAUAUGGAUGAGAAGAUGGAUGUUUUAAUAAAUACACAGAAGAGCGGCAAGCUUCCCCUUAGAAGAGGGCCAAGGGAGCAGCAGGAGCUGAGGCUGACGGCAAAGACUGACGCAGACCCACAGCUCCGGCUCAAGAAAAUGGAUGGAGCCGAUGGCCCACCGUUUACUCUUCACAAGAAGAUGAUGGCACUUCAAAAAAUGAAAAAGGACCCACUGGAUUCCCUUCAGCGAUGCAGGACCUGCUGCGAAAAAUGUUUGUUGUGUGCCCAAAGGAACAACUGCAACCAGGGCAGAAAGCUUCAGUGCCAUGCCUGGGCACCCUUUUCAUCCUUGGCAUCUGGAGCUGCUUUCUGACUUAUCUGUGCUUCAAGUCCUACGUUGGGGAAGAUGUGUUUCCAACCUAGAGCCACCGCAGAGCCCAUGGGCAGCCCCGGGCCUUCCUCUCCUCUGCUCAAGCUGCACGGCAAAGGCGUGAGGCCCUCUGACACACCACCCCGCCCCAGGCCUCCUCCCACCCGGAGAUUAAAACCUUCACUUUAAAGCCAAA
Messenger RNA from Suricata suricatta (meerkat), 1081 nucleotides. It is a transcript of the gene TEX35, whose product is annotated as testis expressed 35. Bases 100 to 888 code for a protein of 262 amino acids. The record is from RefSeq and is a predicted model, not a curated record. The transcript has 10 exons. Lineage: Eukaryota; Metazoa; Chordata; Mammalia; Carnivora; Herpestidae.